CGGAGAUGCUGACUCGGCGCACACUACCCAUCGCCCACCGCACCAUCGCAUUUUGCUUUAGAACGGCCAUGUCGUCCAACGCAACAACCAUCGCGACGCCGUCGACGACGCUCACAGAGACGCCGGCAGCACUCAAGGUCCUCCCCCACAACCAGUACGUGACCCCGGACGCAAUCUCCCCCGCGACUGUCAGGCCCAACCCGCUUGAUGAGUUCCAUGCUUGGUUUCGCGCUGUUGCUGCAAGCACAGACCCCGUCGUACCGGAGCCCGAGGCGAUGACCCUCGCUACCGCGACUCCAGACGGCAUCCCCUCAGCUCGCGUAGUCCUAUUCAAGGAACUCGAUCAGCGAGGCUUCGUUUUCUAUACUAACUAUACCAGUCGCAAGUCCAAGGAGCUCCUAGCCAACCCCCGCGCCUCCCUCGUUUUCUAUUGGAAGGAGCUGCACAAAUCCGUGCGCAUCCUCGGCAACGUCGAGAAGGUCGACAGGGCCGAGAGCGAGGCGUACUUCCGCUCCCGCCCCGCCGGGUCGCGCGUCGGUGCCUGGGCCUCCCGCCAGUCCACCGUCGUCCAGGAGGGCGAAGUGCAGGCACGUCUGCAGAAGCUGCGCCAGCGCUUCGGGAGCGACGACCCCGAGAAGGACCCCGAAGACGUUCCCUUGCCCGACUUCUGGGGCGGGUGGCGAGUGGUGCCGUUCGAGGUCGAAUUCUGGUGCGGCAAGCCCUCUCGGUUGCAUGAUCGCGUGCAGUACACGAGGAAGGGUGAUGAGUGGAUUAUCGAGAGGCUGUCGCCUUAGUCGGCCAUCCGGGAAGCAAGGGGCGGCCUUCGCGGGCGUAGACGGUUGCAUUUGCGAGCCUGCGCCGUUCCCAGUCAGUUCAAGAGUCUACCGACGGUCGGGCGCAGCUGGUACAACUACUAAAGCUGACGGAUAGUGUACACGGAAAAUAAGGUGUGUAAAGGAAAUACAGAAGGAAAAUGUAACUUUGUUGUAGGAAUAUGGAACCGUAGAAUAACAAGAUGACUCUCCACUCGCAGUUCGCCCGCGUCUCUCCCAUUUUCUCCCUCGCGUGCGACGGACUCGUCUAAGAAGGACGUCCGCCUUGGGCACGUAAUGCUCAACUCAAACCUGCUCCGACCCUCGGCCUGAUCAGCUCUUCCGCAUAUACUCGCCGCUUCCCUUCCCAAUCAACGUAAAUCCGACCUCGCCUGGAAG
This is a messenger RNA of Schizophyllum commune H4-8, 1211 nucleotides long. Its product is annotated as pyridoxamine 5'-phosphate oxidase. NCBI's taxonomy places the organism in Eukaryota, Fungi, Basidiomycota, Agaricomycetes, Agaricales, Schizophyllaceae. Gene Ontology annotation, biological process: pyridoxine biosynthetic process. The record is from RefSeq and is a predicted model, not a curated record. Gene Ontology annotation, molecular function: pyridoxamine phosphate oxidase activity; FMN binding. The transcript is spliced from 5 exons. The coding region runs from base 69 to 794 and encodes 241 amino acids.